Messenger RNA from Eriocheir sinensis (Chinese mitten crab), 8322 nucleotides. RefSeq names its product MAM and LDL-receptor class A domain-containing protein 1-like. The record is from RefSeq and is a predicted model, not a curated record. The annotation marks the transcript as partial. Gene Ontology annotation, cellular component: membrane. NCBI's taxonomy places the organism in Eukaryota, Metazoa, Arthropoda, Malacostraca, Decapoda, Varunidae. The transcript is spliced from 16 exons.
UGGAUCCGUUUACCUUUUCCUCAUUCGUGUUCUGAUUCUUGUUCUCGCCGUGACCUUCAGCCCGGGGCGGCGCUGCGUGGGAGGCGUCAGGCCGAGGUGGAGGAGAGCGGCCUCUGUGACUUCGGCAGCCAAGGCGCUUCUACCUGGUGCAGCUGGAGCUCUCCGGGCCCCGACGCCGCCUCCAGGGUGGACACAGAGGGCGCCGCAUCAGCCUGGACGCUCUCGACUGGGAUCAACUCGCUCUGGGUUGGCGGCCCGCUCAACGACACCACCGGGGAUGACAGGGGAGGGUACGCCUUCCACGAGACGUCCAGCACGCCCGCAAGACUCGCGUCGCUCGCCGUCAUGGAGUCCGAAAUGCAGAGACCGACGGGCGCCGCGGGUAAGUGCCUCAAGUUCUGGUACUUCCUGGACGGCCUGAGCGCCAAUGAGCUGCGCGUCAAGGUGCGCAAGAUGGGGGAGGAGGCGGCCGUCACCAUCUGGCAGACCCGAGACCUCACCCGCGGGGACUGGCGGGAGGCGCAGGCCCUCUACACCUUCACCGACAACCACACGGUAAUCGUGGAGGCUGUUCCGGCGGCGGCGGGGGACCCCUUUAACAUCUUCCGAGGACACAUCGCGGUGGACGACUUGGGGACGCGGCCCGGCCAGGAGUGCAUCGGCCUGUGUUCCUUCGAGGGCGGCAUGUGUGACUGGAACAACGCCCUCACCGAUGACUUCGACUGGCACCUGGGCCGCGGAACUCAGAACCCAAUCACGGGGCCGCCAAGAGACCACAGCAGCUCCCAGGGUGACUCUCUCGGGGGGGCGUACGUGUUCAUGGACUCCUCGUUCCCCCGAAGACCCGGAGACGUGGCCAGGCUGGAGAGCAUUGAAUUCCAGGCCACCGACCCCAACAACCCCCCCUGCAUGCGGUUCUACACGUACAUGGCGGGGCGGGGCGUGGGUCGUCUACAGGUGCUGCUGGAGGACGUGGUGACGCGUAAAGAGAAGAUUCUGUGGGCGCUGCGGGGUCACCAGGGCACGCGGUGGGUUCAGGGGCAGCUGGCGCUCUCCUCCAGCACCCCGUUCAAGGUGGUGUUCGAGGGCACGGUGGGCAAGCCGCGCCUCGGGGACAUCGCCCUGGAUGACAUCACCAUCGUCUCGGGGCCCUGCGCGAUCCUCCCCGCCGCCGCUUCGCUGCCGUCCUCCGGUGACUGCACCUUCGAGGAUGACACCUGCGGCUGGACCAACCCCGACUCCCGCCAGCGCGUCGACAACCUGCAGUACCUGAGGGUGAGGGCGUCGGAGUACUCCUUCCCCACCACGGACCACAGCACGGGCUCCAGGCAAGGUUCCUACAUGACGCUGGAGAACCCGACGAGGAAGCAGGAGGGCGACCAUGCGUGGCUGGUGUCACCCAUCAUGCGUGCCGAAGGGCUGACCAAGUGUCUCUCCUUCUGGUAUCUGAUGUUCGAGCCCCUGAGCGAGGUGGAGCCAAACCUGGGGUCCCUGAGCGCCUUCCUGCUGCGCGAGGGACCGUCCGGCGCCCUGGUCCUCACGCCCGUCUGGACGCUUCAGAACUUCCAGGGCCUCACGUGGUACUUCGCACAGACGCCGCUCAGGGCCGAGGGGGACUUCCAGGUGGUGCUGGAGGCGGUCUGGGGCGCCUCCAAUAGCUCCGGCAGGCUGGCCGUGGACGACAUCAGUAUCUUUGACGGAAACUGCCCGACCGUGCCCGAGGCUGCCGUGGUGAGGGCCGGGGACUGUACCUUCACGCGGGGCACCUGCGGCUGGAGGAACCUCACCUCAGACCGAGACUUCGCCUGGACACUCGCUUCCACUCUUCGCCGCCCCCUCGACAUGCGUGACCACACCUAUGGCUCUCCGGGUGGCUACAUCUACUUCGACGUGUUCAACCUCGGCGGGCGGACGCAGCGCCUGCAGUUCGUCUCGCCCGUGAUGGAGCCGCUGCCCGAUCGCUCGCCGCUUUGCUUCACCUUCUGGUUCGCGGGCUUCGGCGCAGACCCGAACACCAGCCUCACCAUAUUCCAGCGGCCCGCCCAGUUACGCUCGUUCCCCGAUCGCCUACUGACGGACCUCUCCAGCGAUAUCCAGGUAUGGAGCCACGUCCUGGAUGACACGUCGGGUUGGCAGUUCGGGCAGGUGCCGCUGCUCGCCGGCUCGCGCUUCCAGGUGGUGUUCGAGGGCCUGUCCUUCAACGGGGGCUACACGCUGGACGACUUCAAGGUGUACGCCGGGGCCUGCACGAAGAGGCCAAGAGAAACCAGCCUCUCCUUCCCUCGCUCCUGAAGGUCGGGACUCAGGUAGCAUCUCCUGAGUAGGGCGACACACUCCGGGCAGCAGGACGAGGCCGCAGGCUUUGCUCUCGCCAAAGGACGAAACCUGUACAGUUAAGAUUAGAGUCUAUCACUGAACUAACCACCAUGGCUUGUGCUGUGUAGUUUAUUUUAACUGUAUAUCUGGUAAUUUUUAAUGUUAGUGUAGGCAUGACCUAAUUUUCUUAACCCGGUAGCAGCGCUGGGCCAAAUUUGUGGCUUUACCAUGUACCAGCGACGGGCCAAAUUUGUGGCUUUACCAUGUACCAGCGACGGGCCAAAUUUGUGGCUUUACCGUGUACCAGCGACGGGCCAAAUUUUUGCUAUGAUAUAAACCCCCCCCAAAAAAUGGAUGAUGCAUAAACUGAUCACAAAUAUGUUAAUGUAUAUUAUGAAAUGAUUUGCGCGAGUGAUGAUUUUUUCUCGCUUAGAGGGGCCUUUAAGAAACAUGAUCCCCGCAGCUACCGGGUUAAGUCUGUGACUGAAUACUGAUCAGUUGAGCCAAACAUCAGAUACCUGUGCAUGUCUGUAGUGCAGGUCAGGAACACCUAUGUACCAGACGUUGUUACAAAGUUGUCUUCGGAAUCUCCGGGCAAAUUAACUGUCCUCGUAGCUCUUUCGUAUGUUUUUUGUAAUAUAGUGUUUGUUUUUUGUCUCCUUUGUGGCCUUGUAAUCAGUGUGUGUUACUUCUGUAUCUUUCGUCUCCAGCUCACCUGUAGUCCUUCGUAUACUAGUGCAUGCUCAGUAGUCAUCAAUUUAGCAUUGCUUCUGUUUUAUCUGUUGUGUGGCAUCCCCUGAAUAUAGGAUUAUCAUUCCCCUUGAUUUAACUUUAUAAAUGCAUUCUGAAAUUAAUUUUCAUUGUCUAUUUUCUCUCAUGCUGCUCUGCACGAUGUUGUUGAUAGAUUUGUCUAUCAGCAAAUGUACAUUUUGUACAUUUCAUAUGUUGCAUUAGAUAUUCAUUUUAUACAAUAUAAUUUAAUACUAGGGGACUAUUUCCUGAGAAGUACUUUUAAUCAUUUUAUUCAAAAGUGGUAUUUAAGUUGUAAAGGUACUAUAGCUUGAAAGCUAAAUGAGGUGUGAAGUUCCUCCCCAAAAAUUAUCAAGCUCAGUUUGCCCAAGGAGAGACGCCUCUUUGAGGACAGAACAAACUGUAGGGAGGCGGGAAUAUCAAGACAGGGUUGUGGGAGUGCAUAAAAGUUUUAGUAUUGAUUGAAUUCAGUGUCAAAUGGAAAGUAACCAAGAAAAGUAUGUGAUUGUUCACCCUCUCAAUUGUGAUCAUGUGUAGGCUAUGAUGUGGACACUAUGGGUCACUGAUAAUGUGAAGACACUUUGAUAUUUGAUCAUUUAUUGGGCUAAGAUACAAUAAAAGUUUUAUACAAUAUAAAAUAAAGCCGAGCCCAGAUCUACUGAAUCAGUUUUUGGACCUAAUACUAAUAUUUGAUAAUACCUAACCAUAGCUUUCAGUGGCCUUGACACUAUAAGCUAUGCUAUUUAUUUAGAAGACUACUGGUGACUAAUUUUGUGAUGGAAUUAAGUGUUUCUACUGACCUGUGAGUAUAGCACUGAUAGCAAGGAGGGAAAAGACAACUUGCAGCUCCUUCCUCCCUAGUACUGCAUCAUCUUGCCAAACACCACCAUGUCUUUCCUUCACCUCGCCUCCAUAUGACCAUUUUGGCGCAUCAUAUUAUCCCUUUAACUUCUUGCCUGCUUCCUUUCGGUGGUUGGGAGUUCUUUGAUACACGAGGGAGAUUGCUAGUGAGAGGCGACCUGUUACCACCACCACCACCACCGUCACCACCGUCAUCAUCCCCACCACCACUCCAGCUCUCAUUACUCCCUAUCCCCACCACCACUUCCUUCCUCCCUCCUCCAUACCCUCCACUAUGUCAUUGCACUGGGUUUCCAUGCAGAUCACUACACCUCUUUAGAGUAACACUUUCCCUUCAAUGAAUGAAUAACUUAUAAUUUUCAUUGACCAUCAUAUUAUAACCAACAACUUCUUAAUGUUUUGCAAAUACUGUAUGUCGAGGCCGGUCUGGCGUAGGCUCCCGCGGGUCCUUUCCUCCCCUCUGCUCUGCCACACAGUCCCAACACCUAUCUCUUCCUCUCAUAUGUAAGCUGUAGGUAACAUAUGAGAGGAAAAAAUAGGUGUUGGGACUGUGUGGCAGAGCAGAGGGGAGAAAUGGACCCGCGGGAGCCAAUGCCCAAAUGGACUCGACAAUUUGGUUUCACUAUAGUACUGUAUUAUCCUUCCAUUCAUUACUGUCUUUUCAAUGCAUCACAGUGUCUUUUUUCAGCCACCUUACCACUUACCUCUAGCUUACCAUUGUGCCAUUUGCCUUCUGAUGCCAGGCACAUUUUAUUCCCCAUCAACUCACUCACUCACUCACCAAAACUAACAUUAAUCUUUCUCUUUUAGACACAGAUAUAAAUGAACAAGGGCUAAUACUUGUCCAAUUCUGUUUGCUGUAGGAGAUCUAUCAAACACAGUGUUUGCUUGUGUGAGUAUUAAAACAACAGUAUACAUUCUUAUAUAUUUACAUUAUAUACAUGGGAUUUAUGAAACACAGACCAGUAAAUAUUCCACAUACCACUAUAUAUACACAUCCUAUAUUAGAGAACUGUCAUCCUUUCCUUUCACUCCACAUUUACCUUUACAAAGUAGUUCAAAAUGCAUAUUUAAAUAAGAACAUUCACUCUCCUUUAUUCCUCACAUCAUGCAGUCUUCCUGUACCUCUCUACCUCAACACACCAGCAGUACUUUUCACAUCUCUCAGUAUGAAAACAUCUUUAAACUUUUUACGUCUCACACUAUGAAACACUUAAAAGUCCAGCACCACUGAAAUAAUCUCUUUAACCCCACGGUACUGCCCACAUAUCUUGUAGGAGUAAAUAAAGUACUUCAUUGCAUUCACUGGUCAUGACAAGUAAAGUAAAUCAUUCCCACAAGGUUCUACAUCAAUUUGUCCUUAGCACCUGGCGAUGGGUAUAAGGGGGUUCACACACCACACACACCUUCCCCCAUACCUGAUAUUCCUUCAUUGUAGUAAUUUGAUUGGGGAGACCUCCAUUAAGCUAAAUUAGUGUCUUAACUAAUUUAAUCAGUAAUAUCUGAUUGUGCCCCUAACUCUACAAUAAAAUAGUGUGAUUAAUGUGUGCAGUGCUGGAUACAAAUAUAUGAAAAGAUGAAUCUUUGUUACAUGCUGAGGAAGGCAAACGUGUCAGUGUUUCCAAGAAUAACACUGAGUUAGGAAGAACUCUAGUUUGCUUGGCCCUGUCUAGAGACUGAUUGUAAUGGACAUUCUUUUCUCAGUUAAUAAUGUAUGAAAGUGUCUGAAAUACAAGGGAGCAUGGUACAAAAUAUUAUUAAAGCCACACAUGUAAAAGAAUUGGAAUGACAACUUCUCCAAAAUGAAGUCGUCAUCAUCUGCAAUGUAAACUGUGGUGGUGGUGGUGGUGGUGGUGGUAGCAAUGAAGAUGAUAACAACCAUGACAAUGAUGAUAGUCAAAAGUAAUGACAAUGAUGAUGACUCUGGUGCUGCUCCUGAAAAGUGAGAUGAGGAUUUUAACCUUUACCAGCAGUAAAAAUUUGGAUUAAGCUCCCCAGUAUUUCAAGACCUCAUACACUGAUCAGUAUUAAAAUCCAGACAUGCACUUAGAUGUAACAUGUGUACUAAAUCAAGCACAAUUAUGUACACCUAGAAACUUGUAGUAGGCAUGAGCAAAACCCUCAUACAUACAAAAUAUUGCAUCAAUCAAGGCCCUGAUGUAACAACUGGCCAUACAACUCACAGCCACAGUGUAUUGUUUUCCCUCACUAGUUUCCUGUUGCUGUCGCUACAGUUUCUGAUAUGUAAGACAUAUUUUUCAAAUGACCUGAGUAUCUCAAGACAGUCAAAUUAUUUGUAGGGGUGUAUAAUUCUAAUGACAAAACUUUAUCCAGCAAGUAACUGAUUCUGACAAAGAUUUCUUACAAUGAAUGAAGAGAUGAAUAUUACCAUGACUCAAUCUGUCACAUUCACCAGACUUUCAAUAUGCAGAAUCUUUAAUCACUGGGAAUGGCGGUGAUGGAAAACUUUGUUUAAAUGUUGGCAAGUACGCGGCACACUUUGGAAAUUAAUGCUGUAUUUUGUGAAAUCUGUCUAGUUUUCUCUCAUUAGUGGUGGUGAAAUGUGCAAAAUUAACCUAAAAUAGUGACUGCCAGGGAUGGAGUAUUCAUAUUUGGUAUUCAUAUUCAAAUACAUUUGAAUACCAUAUCUGGGUAAAUCUGUAUUCGAAUAAUUAUUGAUAGAAAGCAAAGUAUUCUCAUUUGAAUUCAAAUACAAGGGAAAAGUGUUCGUAUUCUGAAAGUAAUCUGACAAAUACUUCAAAAUCUAUGAUCAGAAAUAACAGCCGUUGUUCCUUACAACUCUAGCCUUCUGAGUGGAUGUGGAAUCAUCAUGUAUAAUACAGGUUCAUGAGCUCAUUUUACUGUUGCAUAACUUUGGAGCCAUGUUAUACCCAGUUCUUGAUGGGAGGUAUUUUUCAGUGAAAAGUAUACACCAAUGUAUUCAUGAAUACUUUUAGGAAGUAUUCAUAUUUGUAUUCAAAUUAAAACCAUUUCAUUGUAUUCAAAUUUAUAUUCAUUGGAAUUUGAAUUAUUCGUAUUUGAAUACACAACUCUUGUAUUCACUCCAUCCCUGGUGACAGCUCCCUGUUUUUAUCAUUCAUUUUCUCUGUCUAUCUAUAACUCUGCUGCCCCGUCCCCUCACAGCAGCUUCCCUCAAGGGGGCGGCCACAGCAGCUGUUGCCAAUUUUUCUGUUCUGGCACUCCACCUCCACACACUCAAUCCCUCGCCUACUAACUCUCCCUUUCUCUAACACUCAUCAACUCUGUUAAUCCAUUUUACUGGUGGUGUCCCCCAAUACAAUGCCCCUCACCUUUGCACUCAAACUUUUAUAAACCCAUCAUUCAAUAUCAUGUAUCCAAACUAUCUCAGGACCACGCUUCACCCAUUCAGAUGCUCCACAAUCCACUCACGUUGCUGUACCACCCACUCAAAGCACCAAAAGCCUUUGUUAACCACACCCUAACAUUUUCCAGUCCAAUCUCAUCUAAUAGGAAGUUUUACCGUAUUUCACCUUCAUAUCUCGCUUCUCGCUGAAUAGAUUUCCUCCUAAGUUAAAUGUUCUGUAUGGACUGUGUUCUCCAGGAGCCCUUUUAUUCAUCUCUUACUGACUGUCUCUAUCUCUAAAAUUCUGCGGGGGGCUUCGUGGUGCAGUGGUUAGCACAAUCGGCUUACAACCAAGAGAGCCUGGGUUCCAUUCCCGGGCGGAGUGGAAAAAUUUGGGCGGUGAAUGUGAAUGGGUACCAGGUAUUAAUCGGGGGUUGUGUCCCAUCUCCUGGGAUCUGCUCCCUUCUAUAAUUCCUUCCCCUCCUGUCUCUCUCCGGCAUAUGACCACAGAUGUUGCGCCGACUAAACGAAACUUUCCAAACUUUCUGAAAUUCUGCUGCAGUGUUUCUUCUCUUUCUUCUACCAAUAUUUUCACGGUAACUGCUCUUCUGAAGUUGCAAAUUGAAUGCCUUUGUAACUCUAACAGCUUUGCUUUCUUCUCAAGCUCAUUCCUAUUCUAUCCAAAUCUCUUAUGGAAGAGUUAACCAGCAUCACUUUCACUGGUAAACUUUGAAACAACCUUCCUCUGUAUUUGCUCCCGCCUUGGACUUGAACAGUUUCAGGAGGGGAGUAUCACAAUGCCUCUUACAACAAAAUCAUCCUUCUGGAAUCUUCAAUCAUUAUUUUACAGGAGUUGUGUAGAGCAGAUAUUUUCCAUCUAUAUUUGUUUUCCCUUAGAGCAGCCUCCUUUGCCUUCCUCAUGCUAGUGUUAAAAACGCAAAGCCAAUCAAAUAACAUCAUCUCUCAGUCCCAGUCUACUUGAAGGUCUCCUAAGAUAGUUGGAAGUCAGUUACAGACUAAUCCUCAGCACUAACAUUGUCAAGUGUAAAUAUAUACACAUACAUAUGCAU